AUGGCGAAUUACAAGUCCCUCGACGCCAUCUCCGUCGCCGAUAUCCAAUCCCUGGCGGGAAUUACGCCGUCGCUAGCCCAGAAAUUCCAUGCCGAACUCGCCGAAAUCGUCCGAGAUCACGGCGCCGGCACACCAGCGACGUGGACUCACAUUUCCAGACGCCUCCUGAACCCUGACCUUCCCUUCUCGCUACAUCAGAUGAUGUACUAUGGUUGCUUCAAGGACUUCGGACCUGACCCGCCCGCUUGGUCCCCCGACCCGGCUAGUGCAAUCUUGAGUAAUGUUGGCCAGCUCUUGGACAAACAUGGGGAAGAGUUUUUGGGUUCAGGGUACAAGGAUCCCAUCUCAAAUUUUGCUGAUUUUCAGCAGUUUUCAGUCUCGAAACCAGGAGUUUAUUGGAGAACUGUGUUUGAAGAAAUGGACAUUUCAUUCUCGGUCCCACCCAAAUGUAUUUUGCAUGAGAAUCCAUCACAUGAGAGCUCUGUGCCAAACCCAGGUGGUGAAUGGCUGCCUGGAGCAUAUCUCAAUCCUGCAAAGAGUUGCUUGAGUUGCAACAGUAAGAGAAUCUUGAAUGAUGUAGUACUGAGAUGGCGGGACGAAGGAAAUGAUGAUCUGCCUGUAAGCAGCAUGACACUAGAGGAGUUGCGCCAAGAGGUCUGGUUAGUUGCCUAUGCACUUGAUACAUUGGGUUUGGAGAAUGGAUCAGCCAUUGCAAUUGACAUGCCAAUGAACGUCAAGUCUGUGGUUGUCUACUUGGCUAUUGUGCUGGCUGGAUAUGUAGUUGUGUCAAUUGCUGACAGCUUUGCAUCAACAGAAAUAUCAACCAGACUUAAAAUAUCCAAAGCAAAAGCCAUAUUUACACAGGACCUUAUAAUUCGUGGUGAGAAAAGUAUUCCCCUGUACAGUCGAGUUGUGGAGGCUCAGGCACCCAUGGCAGUUGUUAUUCCUUCCAAAGGAAGAAGCUUCAGUACAGAGUUGCGAGAUGGUGAUGUUUCUUGGCACGAUCUCCUGGAUAGAGUUAUAGAUUCCAGAGGGAAUGAAUUUGCUGCUGUGGAACAACCAGUUGGUGCUUUCACAAAUAUUCUUUUCUCAUCUGGUACAACAGGGGAUCCGAAAGCAAUUCCAUGGACCCAGGCAACUCCUUUGAAAUCUGCAGCAGAUGCAUGGUGCCACAUGGAUAUCCGCAAAGCAGAUGUUGUUGCCUGGCCCACUAACCUUGGCUGGAUGAUGGGUCCCUGGCUGGUGUAUGCUUCAUUGUUGAAUGGAGCUUCAAUUGCUUUGUAUAAUGGAUCACCACUUGGUUCCUCGUUUGCCAAAUUUGUGCAGGAUGUCAAUGUUACAAUGCUUGGGGUCAUCCCCAGUAUUGUCCGUGCGUGGAAAAGUUCGAACAGUACAGCUGGCUACGACUGGUCAUCAAUUCGCUGCUUUGGCUCGACUGGUGAAGCUUCAAGUGUUGAUGAAUAUUUAUGGUUGAUGGGGAGAGCCAACUACAAACCGGUCAUUGAAUACUGUGGUGGCACAGAAAUUGGAGGUGGUUUCGUUACAGGAUCCUUGUUGCAACCACAAUCAUUGGCUGCUUUCAGCACUCCAGCAAUGGGCUGCAGAUUAUACAUUCUAGGUGACAAUGGACUUCCUAUACCACAGGAUGCGGCUGGAAUCGGUGAACUAGCUCUUGGUCCUCACAUGUUUGGUUCUUCAAGCACACUGCUGAAUGCUGACCACUAUAGCGUGUAUUUCAAGGGAAUGCCUUCGCUUGAUGGAAAAGUCCUGCGGAGGCAUGGCGACUUUUUUGAGCGCACUGCAAGCGGAUACUAUAGGGCACACGGUCGUGCUGAUGAUACGAUGAAUCUCGGGGGUAUCAAGGUUAGUUCUGUGGAGAUCGAGCGAAUUUGUAAUGCAGCAGACGACUGUGUCCUCGAGACAGCUGCAAUUGGGGUGCCACCCCCUGAAGGUGGUCCUGAACACUUGGUUAUAGCUGUUGUUCUCAAGAACCCAGAUCAUUUAGUAGACUUGGAUCAGCUGAAGAAGUCUUUCAAUCUGGCAGUGCAAAAGAAGCUGAAUCCAUUGUUCAGGGUUUCUGUGGUUGUCACUGUUGCUUCCCUUCCAAGAACGGCUACCAACAAGGUCAUGAGGCGAGUUCUGCGGCAGCAGUUCAGUCAGCCACAGGACAUGAAUCCUAAACUGUGA
Messenger RNA from Linum trigynum, 2187 nucleotides. Lineage: Eukaryota; Viridiplantae; Streptophyta; Magnoliopsida; Malpighiales; Linaceae. The record is from the annotation of a GenBank genome assembly.